AUGGAUGAGGCUGCGAGAAGACAAUAUUGUGGUUUACUUAUGUUCGAUAUUCCACCUCAGAAUCUUAAAAGAAACAACGACGUACAAUGUAACAAUUCUUUGAUGAUCGAUUGUACAACUUCUCUUGAAAAUAGUCAAUUUAUCAUUGAUGAAACUGAAUUACAAAUGCGACCUUCUUUAAGGAAAACACCAAGGCCUCCAAAUGCGUUUAUUCUUUAUAGACGUGAAAAACAACCAGAAAUCACCGCACAUUAUGGUAACAUUACUAAUUCAAAAAUUUCAAAGAUCUUGGCAAAAAUGUGGAGAAAUGAAAAAGAUGAUAUUAAAAUGCAUUGGCAAAGAUUGGCAGACCGUAAAAAAAUGGAACAUAGCCAAGCUCAUCCUGGUUACGUAUUCUUUUACUAA
This is a messenger RNA of Entrophospora candida, 405 nucleotides long. NCBI's taxonomy places the organism in Eukaryota, Fungi, Glomeromycota, Glomeromycetes, Entrophosporales, Entrophosporaceae. The record is from the annotation of a GenBank genome assembly.